Molecule: messenger RNA, 3151 nt
Organism: Schistocerca serialis cubense
Lineage: Eukaryota; Metazoa; Arthropoda; Insecta; Orthoptera; Acrididae
Exons: 2
Coding region: 44-595 (183 amino acids)
Source: RefSeq, a predicted model, not a curated record
CUGUUCGGCCGGUGGUCAUCCGGAGAGUCGUCCGCCAGAUACGAUGGCCGCCGGAACACCCGCUACGCCUCUGCUCGGCGCCGUCCUCUUGGUUGCCGCGGCGAUGUUGGGACAGCCGGGCGCCGGCUUUCCUGUGGAGCUGCCGGCCACCAACCGCUCUCUGGAGCUGGGCGAUUGCUCCUGGGUGGAGGAGGGCUCGCGGGGACACCUGGGAACCGUGGUGUCGCGUUGCUCGGUGCCGAACGCGCGCCUCUCCACGCAUGUCACUCUCAGGACCACGCAGGUGGUGUACGCGGGUGAGGCCCCCACGUGCACGAUCAGCUGCGUGCGCGCCCUGGACCAGCUAGCGGAGACGGCGCAGCUGAACGUGACGCUGACAGGCGGCGGGCCCGGGCACACGUUCGUGUCGCUGGAGGUGCGCGCGCCCGUCGGAUACGGCUACUUCUUCACCGUGGACGCCUUCCUCAACUGCACGGGCGGAGUCGUGCCCGCGCUGCGGCAGACCUACCUGCCGGCGCCCUCCGACGUCGACGUCACCGGUGCGGGGGCGUCCGCCCCCUCCUGCUGGCCCUGCGCCGGCGGCUCCUGGUACUGACCACUCACCGUCCGAGCUAGUCCCAGUGAAAUUCGCCCCGCCGUGUGGCAAUGUCGCCGUGUGUAACAAUUCAACUCCUUGGCCAACUACAGCAGUGGCUCGAACUUUGAUAUUUUACACAUUACGGAAUUUUUAUUCAGAGACCUCGUCCUGCUGUCUUUCAAAAGACAGACUUGGUGUUACACUAACGAGGACGGGUCCAGCAAGAGCAUAAUGAAAGUAGUAGGCGUUCGAGAAUAUUUUGUUAUAAUUAUUCAUUGCCAGUUUCAAAUUUACACUUACCAAAGAAGAGUAAUAUAGUUUGGCGAAUAAUAGUAAAUAUACUCGGCAUGUUACUUGCUGAAGAAGAAACAUCUUUUUGUUUGACAGGGCUGUAAACAUGACUAAAUUUUGUACCGUAUGUAUUCGGCAUGGUCGAGACAUACCAGUGUCAAAGUAUUUUCUACCCAUGUUACUCAGUAUUACAAUUUUCAGCAUUACCGUCAUCUCUAAUUUCAUUAUCAAUUUAUUGUCAAUCGGGUUCGGCGCUACACGUCAUCUAGAUCUCACAACACAUAUUGACUGAAUUUUCUCGAACGACAUCCAUCAGAAACCCCACGUGAAAAUAAGCGGCGUUCGGGAAAAUUCAUCCACUAUGUAUUUAGAGGGCCUGAUGAUGAAGAAGUGACCGUCGAAACAAGUUGUCAGUAAAUUGAUAAUGAAAUUAUAGCUAACGGUAGCGCUGAAAAUUGUAAUAUUCCUAUGGGCUGUGGUCCUCUCUUCAUAUUUAGCAAGGAUAGAUAUGCGGAAAUUGCUCGAUACUCAGUGUCAUCAAGUAUGAAUGGUUUUUUGAAAUGUGUUGUGGACCCUUCUCUGCCUGAUGUAUGACUGUGGACGCAAAUCAUACUUUGCUUUUUUAACUGGCGCUUCAUUUUCAAAAAUAAAUAAAUCAACAAAUAUUAUAAAAACGUGUGUGUGUGUGUGUAUAUUCCACACCUUCUCCUAAACCAUUGGUCCGAUUUCAACCAAACUUGGUACACAUAUCCCUUACUGUCAGGCAACAAUCGCUUUGGCGAUAAAAACUACCUACCUAUCAUAGUCCACAUGACGGGACAUGAUAAACACUGGCAUGCGUGAAACAUUGUCGCAUUGUGCAGGACAUUUAAAUUUCUUACUUCUGUGCUACUUUAUUCGCAACAUGUUUCAUAGACAGUAUUCACAUAUACCACUAAAUGUACCUACACAAAUAUAUCAUUAUACGACUCAUAGUUCAAGAGAUAUGACGUCAACACACUGAGAUUCGUGAAAAAACGCCGCAUCGUGCAUGAAAUUUUAAUACAUCUAUUUUUUGCUACGAAGACACUCCUACGGUCGAGUCAACUUACGGAAAUCCCUGACAACUGGCAGCGCUUUUGACAGCUUUCGACUGCGAAGUGCAAAUGGCUUUAGGCGAAAUAGCCGUCUAUAGAGCUUUAAAGAGGCGUUGUCAUAGAGACGUUUACAAAACCGCGUUGUAGAAACGAGAAGCUGUUGCGCCCCUUCCACUUCAAGAGACUGCGGUUUCCCGAGACAUUGCCAUUACAGUUACAUCUGACAGGGGCAGUAUGUUAAAUAUUGUGAAAUGGACCUGACAUCACCAUGUUUUCAUCAUGGACAACUUUAUGUCGCUUGUUCAAGGUUGAGCUCACCGAAGCAUUUAUUCGUCGUAGCUCCUGGACAUGUAACUAGAAACAUUGCUUAUAAUCAGUUUCUGGGUUAAAUAAAAAUUACAAAAAAUUUCUAUUUUACAUACUAUGUUUCUUAAAUUCGAUUACAUUUGUACAUUAUGCGUAUUUCUUUACACACCUAUUUCAUAAUUUCAAAGGUGUUCGUCCGAACACAUAGAAAUGAAAUUUCUUCGAAAUUACGCUUCAAAAACAGUUCUUUUUUAUUUUCGUUUCUAAUUGAAAUUUGGUAAAGUGAGUAACCGGCCAAUGCCAGGUUUGUCAGGUGGUAAAUAAAAAUAGAAAACUUCUAACCUGUGCUGUUUUUGCUGUAUGUGAUGAUUACUCUGCACACUGUGAGAAAAUGUGCUAAAUAAUCUGUAAUGUUUACUUAUAUAGAUAGUAUAUCGAGUCUCUGUGAAAUAGAAUAUUUCGUUACCGCAAUUGAGCGUUACAGUCGACCUGUACAGUUUAUAAGAAACGUGGGUAGGUCGAAUUAAUUCAUAACGGAGACACAAAGCUCCCACUGGAGUUACGCCAUGUACUACGUGUGCGAAAAGUAUCUGGGAAUAGGGAAUUGGAGGCUUACGAGUAGUGCCGACUCGGCCCGAGUGGGACUAGAGCUGCACUGGGGAAAAACUACACGGCGAGUGAAAAAAUGUGACAUAAUAGCUCAUGCUGCCCAGUGGCUCACAAUGUCCUUUAAUACUCGUUAACACAUGCAGUAAGGAACUUAUUGAAAGUUUCUGCCCUUAUUCUCUCUCUCUCUCUCUCUCUCUCUCUCUCUCUCUCUCUCUCUCUCUCUCUCUCACACACACACACACACACACACACACACACACACACACACACACACACAAUAUUGGACGCUUAC